Molecule: messenger RNA, 1181 nt
Organism: Argiope bruennichi
Lineage: Eukaryota; Metazoa; Arthropoda; Arachnida; Araneae; Araneidae
Product: dehydrogenase/reductase SDR family member 9-like
Exons: 5
Coding region: 64-1146 (360 amino acids)
Molecular function (GO): oxidoreductase activity
Source: RefSeq, a predicted model, not a curated record
AAAAUACAUACUCAGUGAGUUUUUGUCUCCCGGUCAAUAGAUUUGAGUAGCUCAGUUUCAAAAAUGUCCCAGGUUCCUCUUGUUAUAGAAGAAUACGCCAGGAGGCUUAUUUAUUUCUCAGUAGUGGCUUUCUUUUUUUCAGCAGCUAUUCUAAUAUCAAUAAUUGUUGAUUUAAUUAAAAAGCUAUUUUUGAAAAAUAAAGUCCUACCCCACGGUAGAGCUGUCUUCGUUACAGGUUGCGAUACAGGAUUCGGAAAUGCACUUGCCAAACGUCUAGAUUCGAAGGGAUUUCACGUAUUCGCAACAUGUUUAUUCCCCACCGGUCCUGGGGCUACAGAACUGAAAGCAAGUUGCUCUAAUCGUCUGCAUGUGUUGUACAUGGAUGUUACAAAAGACGAGAGCGUGGAAAAAGCUUUGGAAUACGUGAAAGCAAGUAUUGGGACAUCCGUUUUGUGGGCCAUUGUCAAUAAUGCCGGAAUCCUGAAAGCGUUUUCAGUGGAGUUGUCAUCAAUAGAAGAUUUCAAAGACUGUCUGGAUGUCAAUCUCCUGGGUUACAUGAGAGUGAUCAAAGCAUUUCUUCCUCUAUUGAAACAGACGAAGGGUAGGAUAGUGAACGUUACAAGUGGAGCUGGGGAAAUUGCUCUUCCAUAUUUCACACCUUACACAACAAGCAAAUUCGCUUCAAUUGGCUUUACUGACUGUUUGAGACUUGAACUUGUUGCUUCGGGAAUUUCCGUAGUUUCCAUUGAGCCAGAGUUGUUUGCCACUGGAUUAUUAUCUGAAGAGAACCUUCGCAAGAAUUUGGAUGCCAAAAUGAAAAGAUUGGGGGCCACAUUUAAGGAGCAUUAUGACGACGAUUUUGCCGCAUCAUUUAGAGACUUAGAACGUGCGUUCCUUUCCUUCGCAUGUCCGAAGAUCAGCUAUGUGAUCGAUGAUUUGGAGUCAGCGGUCAGUCUGGUACAUCCUCAUCAUACCUACAAACCCAGGAGACAUUUGCUAUCCCGUUUCUUCUGUUUUUACUACAAAGUGAUGCCAAAGAGUUGCCAGAUUAUGUUGAUGAAAUUAGUAAAUUUUAUUUUUUUCUCAAAAUUUGAAGCAAUCGUGAAUCUGAAGAAUAUCAUGAUGAAAGCAAUACCUUUGCUUUGAACAUUCAUAUACAAUAAAAUAUUCAUAUAUAAUAA